GUCUCAGUGUUCUUCUAGAGUAAAGCGGACCACGUGUAGAUUAAGAAGUACGGUCGUUUUUAUUAGUUUGAUAUAUUAGCACUCGUGUUUCAACGAAACACAACACAGCCAUGGUGAAACUAGCAAAGGCAGCAAAAAAACAAACGCCGGCGCCUCAGAAGAAGAAGGCUCCACCACCCCCUAAACAGGUGGAAGAGGAAUCCAGUGAAGAGAGUGAGGAGGAUGACAGCGAGGAGGAAGAGGUGAAGGCACCCCCACCUAAAGCAGCAGCCAAGAAGAACGCUACCCCUGCGCCAGCAGCUAAAAACGGAAAAGUUGCAGCUAAAGAAGAGAGCGAAGAUGAGGAUGAUGAUGAUGACGACGACGAUGAUGAAUCAGAAGAGGAAGCCCCUCCUCCAAAGAAAGCCAGUGCCCCUCCUGCUAAAGCCGUCCCUGCAAAGAAAGCAGCACCAGCUAAAGCUGAGGAAUCCGAUGACGACGAUGAUGGUGAUGAGGAGUCAGAAGAAGAAGCCCCUCCUCCCAAAAAGGCAACACCUGCUAAAGCCGCAGCUAAACCUGCCGCUCCAGCUAAGGCUGCCCCUGCAAAAGAGGAAUCUGAAGAUGAUGAUGAUGAUGACGACGAUGAUGAGGAAUCAGAAGAAGAAGCCCCUCCACCCAAAAAGGCAACACCUGCUAAAGCCGCAGCUAAACCUGCCACUCCAGCUAAGGCUGCCCCUGCCAAAGGGGAAUCUGAAGAUGACGACGAUGAUGAUGAUGACGACGAUGAUGAGGACUCAGAAGAAGAGAAAAUGGACACUACUCCUGCACCUGCAGCUCCAGCAAAGAAAGCAGGAAUGGUAAAGGCUAAGGAGGAGUCCGAGGACGAGGAAGACGAUGACGACGAGGAGGAUGACGAGGAAGAUGAGGAUGACGAAGAGGAGGAAAAAGCAGCAGCCACUCCAGGAAAGAGAAAAGCAGCAGACAAGAAGGAGAAAGGGACACCGCCAGCCAAAAAAGCUAAAUCUGAAGGAGAAGGUUUCAGUCUCUACAUGGGCAACUUAAACACAGACAUGGACUACGACGGUAUCAAAGAGGCCAUCUCCGAGUUUUUCUCCAAGAAGGGUCUGGAAAUCCAGGAUGUCAGAAUCGGUGGCUCAAAGAAAUUUGGUUAUGUUGACUUUGCCACAGAAGAGGAAUUGCAGAAAGCCCUGAAGCUUAACGGGAAGAAAUUCCUGGGCAGUCCGCUGAAGUUAGACAAAGCGAGGAGUAAAGAGUCCUCUCAGGAAAGCAAGAAAGAGAGAGACGCACGCACAUUGUUUGUGAAGAACCUCCCAUACUCGGUUACUCAGGAUGAGCUGAGGGAGGUGUUCGACCAAGCAGUCGACAUCAGAAUCCCGGUCGGAAACAACGGCUCCAGCAGGGGAAUUGCCUACGUUGAGUUCAAGACUGAAGCGAUUGCGGAGAAAAUGCUGGAAGAGGCACAGGGCACAGAGCUCCAGGGCAGGUCUAUGAUGGUUGACUUCACAGGAGAGAAAAGUCGUCAGGGGAGCAGACAACCAGCUGCAGGUUCUGCAAGCAAGGUCCUUGUUGUAAAUAAUUUGUCAUAUAGUGCAAACGAAGACAGUCUCCAGAGUGUGUUUGAAAAGGCAGUUUCCAUUAGAAUACCACAAAACAACGGCAGACCCAAAGGAUUUGCCUUUGUGGAGUUUGAGAGUGUAGAAGAUGCAAAGGAGGCCCUGGAGUCUUGCAACAGCACAGACAUCGAAGGCAGAACAAUCAGACUGGAGUUCAGUCAGAACUCUGGGCCCAAGUCUGAUGGUGGCAGAGGAGGUUCAGGUCCCACAAAAACCCUCUUUGUCAAAGGCCUCUCAGAGGAAACGUCAGAGCAGACUCUGAGGGACGCGUUCGAAGGAUCAGUCGCAGCCAGAAUAGUCACAGACAGAGAGACGGGAUCAUCGAAAGGGUAUGGGUUUGUUGAUUUCGAUAACGAGGCAGACUGCAAGGCAGCCAAAGAGGCCAUGGAUGACGGCGAGAUAGACGGAAACAAAGUCACCCUGGACUACGCUAAGCCGAAAGGGGAAGGCGGCCCGCGAGGCGGGGGAUUCGGAGGCAGAGGGUUCGGAGGCAGAGGAGGCCGAGGCGGUUUCGGAAGAGGGGGCGGCGGCCGGGGAGGAAGAGGUGGCGGCAGAGGAGGUGGUAGAGGAGGUUUCGGAGGUGGUCGAGGAGGCGGUUUUGGAUCCAAGCCUCAGGGCAAGAAGAUAAAAUUUGAUGAUUAAAUUUUCCCUUUUAUUAUAAUUUCUUUUUUUUUAUGGACUGUUCAUCACCUGACAAAAGUUGACACAGCCUUUUGGACAUUCCAGAAAGAGUCAAUCAUUUGUAACUGUAAAGUGCAUACAAGCCCCUCCCUCCCCUCACUCUCUCUCUCUCUCACUCUCUCUCCAGUUGUGUGUGUCCCAUUAAAUUUCAGUCCACCUACCUGCAUCUCUUAAUUUUUUAUUUGUUCCUUUCAAAGGAGUAAAAUGGAAAAGCGUGGGCAUCCACACCGUGAAUAUUCUCUGUUGGCAUAGGUACAUGUUGUACAUGCAACAAUUUAUAUUAUUUCAUUUUACUUUUGUUGUUGUUGAAGUGAUGUAUCUUUAUGAAUGUUUAAUUUCGAUUUGUGUUCAUUUUUUUUUUAGUUUGCUUUAGAUGCGUCUUUUACCAUAAAUGUGCAAAUAAUAUUGUAUUGAAUCGGAGAUUAAAUUCACCCAAGAAAAUGGGGAUUUAGAAUAUGUUAAACCUGUGUACUGUCAUGUUUUCUGGGUGGGAUGAAGUUUUGGUAUAAAGACUGGUCCUGCAUUUUGAGAGGUCACUUAAGAAAAUAUCAAGGUUUAGGAUUAAAAAGGAUGGGGAAAUGUUUUGAUAAAUUAGCUAAUUGCUCACAAACAAUUAAGAUGAAGUUUUCAUAAGUUGUAAUUAAGGUAACAAAGCAUUUUUAA
Molecule: messenger RNA, 2957 nt
Organism: Chanos chanos (milkfish)
Lineage: Eukaryota; Metazoa; Chordata; Actinopteri; Gonorynchiformes; Chanidae
Gene: nucleolin
Product: nucleolin
Exons: 17
Coding region: 111-2255 (714 amino acids)
Molecular function (GO): RNA binding
Source: RefSeq, a predicted model, not a curated record